Molecule: messenger RNA, 1246 nt
Organism: Candoia aspera
Lineage: Eukaryota; Metazoa; Chordata; Lepidosauria; Squamata; Candoiidae
Gene: TMEM170B
Product: transmembrane protein 170B
Exons: 3
Coding region: 302-874 (190 amino acids)
Biological process (GO): negative regulation of canonical Wnt signaling pathway
Cellular component (GO): plasma membrane
Source: RefSeq, a predicted model, not a curated record
GAGGCGGUUGCUCGUCGGCUGCGUCUCGCGGGCGCCUCCCCCACCCUUCCCUCGCGCUCGACACGAGCUUCUGAGGGGGCCAUGAGAAGGCGGCUUCGAAAGGAGGUGGUGAUGGCCGUUGCUGCCGCCGCGGCCGCCCAGCGCCUACCUCCGCCUCCUUUCCCCUCCUCAGCCCCAGACCACGGGGUUCUGUGUGCCUGCCAGCCGUAGGAGGGCCGCGGCGCCCACCGCAACACCGGUGGGAGGCGGAGAGCGAGCUAGCGUCGCCGUCGCCUCCUUGUUUGUCCAGCUGCCGUCCUCGAUGUCUCCCCCGCCGGGGGGAGCUCACCCCACCCGUGCCCUUUCUGCCCCUAGAGGCCUCCUGGGAGCCCGGCCUCGGCCUCCCGUUUCCCGAGGCUGCUGCCCAAGCCAGGCACGACUCCCGAGGCGGCGGCCCAACGGCGACAGAACUGGCCUGGCCGUCUCCCCCGCGGCGACCAUGAAGGCGGAGGCGGGAGACCACAUGAUAAACCUGUCGGUCCAGCAGGUGCUGAGCCUAUGGGCUCACGGCACAUCGCUCCGGCAUCUCACGGAAAUGUGGUACUGGGUUUUCCUAUGGGCUCUCUUCUCUUCUCUCUUUGUCCACGGUGCUGCAGGAGUUUUAAUGUUUGUCAUGCUGCAAAGGCAUAGGCAAGGGAGAGUAAUCUCUGUCAUUGUGGUCAGCAUUGGAUUUCUGGGUUCUGUAACUGGAGCUAUGAUAACCAGUGCAGCAGUAGCUGGAAUUUACAGAGUGGCUGGGAAAAGCAUGGCUCCCAUGGAAGCACUGGUGUUUGGAGUUGGGCAGACUGUACUGACAAUAAUUAUUUCAUUUUCAAGGAUUCUUGCAACACUUUGAAUUUUCUAUGUAAGUGCUGUGUGUGAAAGGAAACAGUCUGCAGUGAAGCUUUCCAGAAAUGGCUUCAGUAGCUGAUGGAUUGGAAUUACCAGGGCAAUGCAUGGUAUGUGGACUGCAAAACUAGAGGUCCUAUCCAUUUGGAAAAUACUUCCCUCUAGAGUCCAAAAAUGACACACUACUGCACUGUACCUAACGUGCCUCUGUCAUAGGCAAGGUGUGAUCCGUUAAGGAGAAGCUUGAUAUAAAUCACCUUGUGAAGCUGCUAAUCAGGCAAACAGUUGGUGUUGUGAUCAUUGUUUGUGACAGUAUUGAAGGAAAUACAGGGGCAUUUCUGAAGAAUGAAUAAAUGUGCCAAAUGUGAAAUUGAUUUUU